Molecule: messenger RNA, 2539 nt
Organism: Tachysurus vachellii
Lineage: Eukaryota; Metazoa; Chordata; Actinopteri; Siluriformes; Bagridae
Product: E3 ubiquitin/ISG15 ligase TRIM25-like
Exons: 6
Coding region: 11-1675 (554 amino acids)
Molecular function (GO): protein binding; zinc ion binding
Source: RefSeq, a predicted model, not a curated record
AAUCAGAAAAAUGGCAGAGGCCAGUGUUUCUUUGGAUCAGUUGAGCUGUCCAGUGUGUCUGGAUCCCCUAAAUGAUCCAGUGACUAUUCCCUGUGGUCACAGUUUCUGUAAGGUGUGUAUUAAUGGUCACUGGGAUCAGGAGGAUGUGAAGGGCAUCUACAGCUGUCCUCAGUGUAGAGAGACUUUUACUCCAAGACCUGUUCUACGCAGGAACAACAUGCUGGCUGAAGUGGUGGAGAAACUGAAGAAGACUGAACUCCAAGCUGCUUCUCCUGCUCACUGUUACGCUGGACCUGGAGAUGUGGAGUGUGAUUCCUGUACAGGGAGAAAACACAAAGCCAUCAAGUCCUGUCUGGUUUGUUUGGCCUCCUUUUGUGAAGAUCAUCUUAAACCUCACUAUCAGUCUCCUGCCUUUAAGAAGCACAAGUUAGUUGAAGCCUGUGCAGAGCUCCAAGAGAAGAUCUGCUCUGAACAUGACAAACUGAUGGAGAUUUACUGUCGUACUGACCAAAGCCUAAUCUGUUACUUGUGUACGAUGGAAGAACACAAAGGUCAUAAUAAAGUUUCAGCUAAAACAGAAAGAACUGAAAAACAGAAUGAGUUAAAGAAGGAGCAGAUGAAAUUCCAGCAGAGGAUCCAGGAGACACAGAAGAAAGUGCAGGAGCUGAAACAGACUGUGGAGUCUGUUAUGAGGCGUUCACAGGCAGCAGUAGAUGACAGUGAGAGGAUCUUUACUGAACUGAUCAGCUCCAUGGAGAAAAGGCGCUCUGAAAUGAUGGAGCUGAUCAGAGCUCAGGAGAACGCUGAAGUUAGUCGAGUGGAAGGACUCCUGAAUCAACUGGAGCAGAAGAUUGCUGAUCUUAAGAGGAGAGUCACUGAGCUGGAGCAGCUUUCACACACAGAUGAUGACAUCCACUUCCUCCAGAGUUUCCCGUCUCUCUGUGUUUCUCCUGGAUGUGAUGACUCACCCAGCUUCACUGUCAAUCAACAUCUCUCAUUUGAUGGAGUGAGGAAAUCUCUCUCAGAGCUGAAAAAACGAUUCGAGCAAAUCUUUGAGAAAGAUUUCAACAAAAUCAGACCACAAGCUCCAGUACUUCAGAUGACUUUACCCUCAAAACCAAAGGGCAGAGAAGAUUUUCUGCAGUAUUUCUGUCAUCUGACUCUGGAUCCAAAAACAGCACAUCGUCGACUCAUCCUGUCUGACAUGAACAGAGCAUUGAUAAGCAGAAGGAGAGAACAACCAUACCCUGAACAUCCAGAGAGAUUUGACUCCUGGCCUCAGGUGUUGUGUAAGGAGAGUUUGUGUGGACGCUGUUACUGGGAGGUGGAGUAUAGUGGUAUGGGUGUGGACAUAUCAGUCUCAUUUAAUAAUAUCAGAAGGAAAGGACGGCUGAAUAGCGGUUUGUUUGGACGCAACAGUCAGUCCUGGUGCCUGCAGUGUUUUAAACUCUCUCAUUGUUUCUGGCACAAACGAAACAAGACUGAGCUCCAAGGUCCAUCAUCCUCCAGAAUAGGAGUGUAUUUGGAUCACAGUGCAGGAACUCUGUCCUUCUACAGCGUCUCUGACACCAUGAGGCUCCUCCACAGUGUCCGCAUCCCAUCCAAUAAGCCUCUAUAUGCUGGAUUCCGUGUAUGCUAUUUGUACUCAACUUUGAAGUUAUGCGAUAAAGUUUAAUUGUUACUAAAAUUUCUUAGUCAAAUUAAAACCGACGUUUCAGAUUUUCUCUAGAUUAAUAAUUUACCUAAAAAAAACAAAGCAAAUUUUUGUAGAAUUGUUUUACAUUUUUUUAUUAUUUUUUUAUUUUUAUUAAUUUUUUUAAAUCUCAAAACAUUCAAGAAAACAGUUUUUUCAGAAAUAACAAAGUGCAACUAAUCUGCGUUUUCUUUCUAUUCUGCUGCUGAUGGAAAAACACCAUACUGUGUGCAAAAGGCAUUUUUAUUUAAUACGUUGUACCUUGCAUGAUAAUUCCUUGGCUAUGCUUCAUUGCCUUUAUAAUUAUUUACUACAAAAUAUUUUCUAGAUUAAUCUGUUGACAAUAUGUGUGCAGCUCUAUAAUCCUGGGUGAUUAGGACUUUUCUGCUUUUGCUCUUGCCUUGACUUGUUACUGUUGUUUACUGUUCGACUGACUGGGUUUUUCUUUGUUUCUCUACUGAUGCCAUUGUUUUUAUUAAACUUUCACACCUACACUUCUAUUUUUUUCAGCAUCUUUGUCCUGACAACAUUUUUGACACAUGGGAUGUCACUUGUAUACAUGUAUAAUCACAAAGCUUUUUUUAAAUCAAUCUUUAUUGAUGCUUUUGGACAUUAUACAUUAUUAUGUUUAUGAUCCAAAGUAAUUAUUAACUGUUAUAUCAUCAGUUAUUAUUAAAGCAAAUUUGUAGCAAAUUGCACUAGAAUAAAGAGAUAAAGUGUGAAAGUAGAGUGUUGAAUGUUAAAUUGCUGCCGUGUGGAGGUGUUAAUCAUCCUCUCCAGGACAGGAAGUAGAUCUGUCCUGGUGCAUCUCCACACAUGAUCUGACUCGGAUCAUUGUUGUUCACC